CCCAUGUCCUCGGCCAUCGAGAGGAAGAGCCUGGACCCGUCCGAGGAGCCGGUGGACGAGGUGCUGCAGAUGCCCCCGGCCCUGCUGACAUGCGGCGGCUGCCAGCAGAGCAUCGGGGACCGCUACUUCCUGAAGGCCAUCGACCAGUACUGGCACGAGGACUGCCUCAGCUGCGACCUGUGCGGCUGCCGGCUGGGCGAGGUGGGCCGGCGCCUCUACUACAAGCUGGGCCGCAAACUGUGCCGCAGGGACUAUCUCAGGCUCUUCGGCCAAGACGGCCUCUGUGCGUCCUGUGACAAGCGUAUCCGCGCCUACGAGAUGACGAUGCGGGUGAAGGACAAGGUCUACCACCUGGAGUGCUUCAAGUGCGCCGCCUGCCAGAAGCACUUCUGCGUGGGCGACCGGUACCUGCUCAUCAACUCUGACAUCGUGUGCGAGCAGGACAUCUACGAGUGGACCAAGGUCAAUGGGAUGGUCUAGGCCGUGGCUCCGGGGGGUCUUCCUCUCCCGGGGCUGGAGGACGGGCCGGGGGCUUCUUAGGGGACGGCUGACCUGUCCCGGGCGCCGAGACUUAGCGCACGGGACAGGAUGCCAGGGCCCGGACUCAGGGGCACAGGACUGUCCUUGGGAGGAUGAGGGCCACCGCCGUCCAUUGUCACCAACAUGAUUAGCUGGAGGAGGGACAUGGAGGGCCGAGCGCGCGCCGUGAUGCCCUGAGUGUCCCAUCUGCACGUGGAGUGGUCGUGUGGAGACUUGCUACAAUGACCUGGACCUUGGCUGGCUGGAGAUGGCAAGUGAUUUCUCUUCUCCUAGCUGUUGUGACAACCCUGUUCCAGUCGCUGUCCUCCACAGGGAGGGACAGAGAGGAGUGGGCACUCUUUUUCCUUGGCCACUUUCCCAAGGCCUUAAGCUUUGGACCCAGGAAAACUGCAUGGGGACACAUUCCAGUUGAGAAUAGAAAACACAACUUUUAACCAAACCAUUAUUUAAAGCAAUGCUGAUGGCUCGCCAUUUCCAGACACCUUCGUUUUGCGGUGAGGGGUUCCACAGAUUGCUUCUAUACAAAUAUAAAUCUCAAAAAAAGUUGUUCAACUAUUUUAUUAUCUUAGAUUAUAUCAAAGUAUUUGUUGUGUGUAGGAAAAAACACUCUGCAGACUUAAUAAAAAUGACAGACUAAAGCCCA
Messenger RNA from Carlito syrichta (Philippine tarsier), 1183 nucleotides. It is a transcript of the gene LMO2, whose product is annotated as LIM domain only 2. The record is from RefSeq and is a predicted model, not a curated record. Gene Ontology annotation, biological process: positive regulation of transcription by RNA polymerase II. Lineage: Eukaryota; Metazoa; Chordata; Mammalia; Primates; Tarsiidae. Gene Ontology annotation, molecular function: transcription coactivator activity; DNA-binding transcription factor binding. Gene Ontology annotation, cellular component: nucleus. Bases 4 to 480 code for a protein of 158 amino acids. The transcript is spliced from 3 exons.